GGCAAGACACUGGGCUUGCAAGGCGUCUUCAGCCCAUACAGCAGGUGCCAGUACCUGGUCUGUUUCGUGACCGGCUUCGGGGUCGGCUGCGGCACCAAGUCGGUUCCGUACAUGACCAUCGUGGGCUCUGAUAUGAUCAGUCCCCGGUACAAGCUUCAGACCAGUGACUACGUUUUUGUGAGUGGGUCCGAGAUCUGGCUGAUUGUCAGUGUUCCUGAGAGUCUGGGUACACCCAAGUUAAUGAUUCUGUCCAUAGAAUCGGAGGACAGGCGAUUGUCUACAUGGUUUGUGAAAGAAGUGUACGUCAGGCAUAUCUGUUCAGAUACGGAACUGUUGUUUGUUUUCACCACCUGGUUGCCAAGCAAGGAUGGGCUCGUGUUUGCCGUAGAUGAUGCAGCUCCAAGUCGAGAUCUCGUCAAGAUGACUGUUGGAUCCAUUUUAUUACGUCUGAUGCGAAAUCAACAUCCGAUUGUGGGAAUGAUCUACAAUAUUCCGGGUAGUCGGUUCAACAAG
Molecule: messenger RNA, 513 nt
Organism: Candidula unifasciata
Lineage: Eukaryota; Metazoa; Mollusca; Gastropoda; Stylommatophora; Geomitridae
Source: the annotation of a GenBank genome assembly